AUGGCCGCCUCCUCCGCGCGGCCCACCGUCCUGGCCCUGACCGCGCUGGCGCUGCUCCUGCUGCUGUGCCUGGGCCCAGGUGGCAUAAGUGGGAAUAAACUCAAGCUGCUGCUUCAAAAGCGGGAAGCACCUGCUCCGGCUAAGACUAAAGUAGCAGUGGACGAGAGCAAGGCCAAAGAAUUCUUGAACAGCCUGAGGCGCCAGAAGCGGCAGCUGUGGGACCGGACUCGGCCGGAGGUCCAGCAAUGGUACCAGCAGUUCCUCUACAUGGGUUUCGACGAAGCGAAAUUUGAAGAUGACAUCACUUACUGGCUAAACCGAGGUCGGAAUGGGCACGACUACUAUGAUUACUAUCAGCGUCACUAUGACGAGGACACAGCGAUUGGUCCCCAGAGUCCCCACAGCUUCAGGCACGGAGCCAGCGUCAACUACGAUGACUACUGA
Molecule: messenger RNA, 444 nt
Organism: Neomonachus schauinslandi (Hawaiian monk seal)
Lineage: Eukaryota; Metazoa; Chordata; Mammalia; Carnivora; Phocidae
Gene: ECRG4
Product: ECRG4 augurin precursor
Exons: 4
Coding region: 1-444 (147 amino acids)
Biological process (GO): central nervous system development; anaphase-promoting complex-dependent catabolic process; G1 to G0 transition
Source: RefSeq, a predicted model, not a curated record